Molecule: messenger RNA, 2324 nt
Organism: Hibiscus syriacus
Lineage: Eukaryota; Viridiplantae; Streptophyta; Magnoliopsida; Malvales; Malvaceae
Exons: 3
Coding region: 155-2083 (642 amino acids)
Source: RefSeq, a predicted model, not a curated record
UCCUCUCUUUAAUGUUUCCACUCACUAUUUACAGUCCACUAAAUUUACAAAUUAUUAUUGUUUUUGCUUUGGGUUGUUUCCAUUUUCUAGAUAAAGUUGAAGGAAAUUCCGGGUUUUGUUUUGGAAUGUUGAUGAAAGAGGUAGUUUGGUCGUGAUGACGGGGAAAGCGAGUUUACAAGCGACACUUUCGGGGUGGUAUCCACCGGAUGUUAAUCUCAAGCCGACGAAGAACCGAAGGACACGUAAUACGAGGUGCAGGCCGCCGAAAACGCCGUUGUUGAAAUGGGAGAUGGAGAAGAACGACGGCGGAGUUGAGGAGGAGCUCGAGGAUGAAGAGGUUGGAGAUCGGAGACGGCGGAGGAAAGGAGCUUCGACGGUUUCUGCGAGGAAGCUUGCAGCUGGAUUGUGGAGGUCGCAGUCGCCGGGUACGGUGACGCCUGGUGAUGGAGAGAGGAGGAGGGAUCAGAUAGGGGUCAAGGCCGGUAUCGAUUUCAUCGGUUCCCCAUUAGUUCAUCAUCAUGAGGACAGAAUUCAUGGUUCAAAUGCAAAGGAUCCGUUGCCGAGCCCUGCUUCUGUCUCUGGCACAAAGAAUGGUCUCCUGCACAAGAUUGAGCCUUCGAUCCGAUAUUCGAACUCUGCAAUGGAGGGAGCAACAAAGUGGGAUCCGGUCUGCUUAAAAUCAACAGACGGGGAGAUGGAAAUUUACAGCCAAAUGAAGCAUAUUGACCAACAAGCAAGUGCAGAAUCAGUUGUUUCUGCCCUUGAGGCUGAACUAGAACAGGCUCAAGCUCGAAUUGAGGAGCUUGAGAGGGAGCACCAGUCCUCAAAGAAGAAACUUGAGCACUUCUUGAGGAAAGUUAGCGAGGAAAGGGCAGAGUGGCGGAGCAAAGAGCACGAGAAAAUACGUGCAUUCAUCGAUGAUGUCAAAGCUGACUUGAAUCGAGAAAAGAAGAAUCGCCGGAGGAUGGAAAUUGUCAAUUCGAAAUUGGUGAACGAGCUGGCUGCUGCAAAGUUAUCAGCCAAGCAAUAUAUGCAGAGCUAUGAAAAGGAAAGAAAGGCCAGAGAACUGGUCGAAGAAGUAUGUGAUGAGCUUGCCAAGGAAAUUGCAAAAGACAAGGCUGAAGUGGAAGCAUUAAAGAGAGAUUCCGUGAUGCUUCGAGAGGAAGUCGAUGAGGAAAGAAAGAUGCUGCAGAUGGUCGGGAACUGGCGCGAAGAUUGUGCUCAGAUGAAACUCAUUGAUGCAAAGAUAGCCCUCGAGACGAGGUACUCGCAAAUGAACAAACUUGUAGCAGAUUUGGAGACUUUUCUCAGGUCAAGGACCGGAACUCUGGAUCCGAAAGACAUGAGGGAAGCAGAAUCACUUAGACAGGCUGCGGUCUCAGUUAAUGCCCCAAACCUGGAUGACAUUUUAGCUGUUUUUGAAGAUGAAGCUUUACCUGAAGCCAGUGAAACGGAAAUUGAGUCCUGUGUUGCAUAUAGUUCUGCCAGCUACGCCUCAAAAGUUCACACGGCGAGUCCCGAAAUAAGUAUGACAAGAAAAGGCGGCUUUCUGAGACAUUCAAGUGCUAAUGUUGAGAAAGAAGAUGAGAGUGGAUGGGAAACUGUCAGCCAUCUUGAGUACCCGAGCUCGAGUUGUUCACCAGGAGGGAAUGCUGCAUCUGUAAAUAAGACUAAUUGGCACAACUAUUUCUCAAGUACUGAAACUGAAGGGGGACUAUGUUCUUUGCCUGAUGGACAGUUGAAGAAGGUUUCUUCCAUGGCAAGGCUUUGGAGAUCAUGCCAAAAGAAAGUAGAAAAAUACAAAACAAUCUCUGUAGAAGGAACAAACGGCAGGCUUUCGAAUGGAAGGAAGUUAAAUUGGGGCAUUAUGUCCCCGGAUCAAGAGUCCAUUAACGGCGGUUUCAGUCCCUCAGAAAUGGUGGGACGGUGGAGCUCACCUGACUCCACUCAUCCACACAUAACAAAAACGUGCAGCGGAUCGUCUGGCGGUACACAGACAAGUAGUUUGAAGGCAAAGCUUUUGGAGGCGAGAACCGAAACUCAGAAGGUCCAAUUACGACAUGUUCUUAAACAGGAGAUUUAGAAGUAGAUGGUGAUUUGAACAGGUUAGCUUCUGCCAUUUGUACUGUAUCCCAAGGAUCCGAGGGUAUCAAGGAAUACAAGUUCAAGGUAACUGAAUUAAGAACAUUUAUCAUUUGUAAUGCUUUGUUUUUCCUUUCUGUAAUUCUGUUCAUAAGAGAUGUUUCUUUGGAUUUCUUAUGGAUAAAAAACAAGAAUCAUAACAUUGUUCUCUGAUAGAUUGGGUUACUAUCUGCAGCCAACCA